Molecule: messenger RNA, 1003 nt
Organism: Vitrella brassicaformis
Lineage: Eukaryota; Vitrellaceae
Source: the annotation of a GenBank genome assembly
GCAAACUGUGUGAAGCGGAGAAGACCCCUUUUUUUACGAGCAGUGUGACGUGCGCAAUGUCGUCUUCUUGCAGAUCUUGGCUUUUGUGUUCGGCGGCCGUCGCUUUGCUCUUGUGUCUGACGGAGGCGAGCAAGCAGGCGCCGAUCUAUCCCUCCGUGGGUCAGGAGGAGCCGCCACUGCUGUGGCUGAAGGAAUUCGCGCAUGCGUGGAACCGAUUCGCAGCCGUCGAUAACGAAACAUGGUGAGAGAGGGAGAGGAUGGGAUGAUGGGCGCUGAACACACACAGUGCGUCUGUUGGGUUGGUGUGUUUAUGUGUGUGUAGGGAGCGGGCACUCAACCAGACAGUGCUGAAGGAGACGUCGGUCAUGUGCGUCGCAGACGACUGCAAGCACCCCAUCGCACACAUGCAGGUCAGCCAGCCGCAGCACGCCACGCCCAUCUGUGUGCACACGUCAUGUGUGGUGGACGGCUUCAAUGCCUGUGUGGUGCAGAAGUUGAUGCGUGAUGGUGCCGUGAAGAGCUACGGCAUCAUCCACACGGAGCGGACGGUGCUGACGCCCUCGACGGUGGCCUACACAUGGGCACUCGCCAUACACACAGCCAUGGACUGCUACGGCAUGACACAGGGUCAGCCACCCCACCCCACCCCGUCCACACACCAUGCCCAUCACCUCUUCGUGUGUAUCUGUGUGGGUGUACAGGUCGUUCAGUGGCUCGUUUCGACCCUUCCGACGGCCGUCUUGAGGUGCUGCAGGUGUACCCCGAGAUGGAGUCGCACAACGACCUGUCGGUGCGGUGCCUCGACCCGCUCGACAACUGGAACAGGAAGAAGGGCGGGCCCGUUGCGGCCACCACACAGAAGGCACCCGGCAGCGGCAAGACGGAACUCUGACCUGACCGACCGACCGACCGAUGCACGCAGAGAAAUGAGUAGAAGGACGGGUGCGGUGCACGGGGAGCAUCCAGGCGGUUGCAUAUGUGUGUAGCAAGCAUCCGAUCGCAC